AUGGCCUCACUUAGUGAAGACCUGCUUAUAACUGUGAACAAAUUACAGGACCUGGUCUUCAACACAAUUGGAAAUGAUUCUCUUGAUUUACCACAAAUUGUCGUUGUAGGGUCACAGUCUUCCGGGAAAUCUUCUGUGCUGGAAAACAUUGUGGGGAGAGAUUUUUUGCCCAGAGGAAGUGGUAUAGUCACUAGACGACCAUUGAUCCUACAGCUCAUAAACAUCCCCAGUGAACGUGAUGAUAGGCCCAGAGAUGACGCAGUCCAUGUACCACACACAGCCGCCAGUGUAGCCGGCCAACAUGAAUGGGCUGAAUUCCAUCACCUGCCUGGGCGCAAGUUCGAUGAUUUUGCCAUGGUGAAACAGGAGAUUGAAGCGGAAACAGCUCGAAUCGCUGGUAACAACAAAGGAAUCAAUAGGCAACCUAUCAAUCUCAAGAUUUUCUCCCCUCAUGUUCUCAACCUCACCAUGGUCGAUCUACCCGGGUUAACGAAAGUACCAAUCGGAGAUCAGCCAUCCGACAUCGAGAAGCAAACUCGGACUUUGAUCCUGGAAUACAUAGCGAAGCCGAACAGUAUCAUCCUAGCUGUCUCACCCGCCAAUGUCGACCUUGUAAACUCCGAGGCAUUAAAACUUGCACGGCAAGUAGAUCCUAUGGGCCGGAGAACAAUCGGAGUCUUGACGAAAUUGGACCUAAUGGAUCAUGGCACCAACGCGAUGGACAUUCUCUCCGGCCGAGUCUAUCCGUUGAAACUUGGCUUUAUUGGUGUCGUCAAUCGAUCUCAGCAAGACAUACAGUCUGGGAAAUCAUUAUCUGAGGCUUUGCAGGCCGAAGUCGAGUUCUUCAGACACCAUCCGGCGUAUCGAAAUAUGGCAAAUAGAUGCGGAACACAGUUUCUCGCGAAGACCUUGAACUCCACAUUGAUGGCACAUAUACGAGAUCGCUUGCCCGAUAUCAAAGCCCGCCUCAAUACAUUGAUGGGCCAGACGCAACAAGAACUUGCCAGCUAUGGAAAUAAGCAGUUCAGUGGAAAAGAACACCGUGGAUCCCUGAUACUGCAGCUCAUGACGCGCUUUGCCUCUUCAUUCAUUUCCUCAAUUGACGGUACCUCAUCCGAAAUCUCUACCAAGGAGCUGUGCGGAGGAGCCAGAAUAUACUAUAUAUUCAACUCCGUAUUUGGUAAUUCCCUGGAAACCAUCGACCCAACACAUAAUUUAUCGGUGUCCGACAUCAGAACAGCCAUCAGAAAUUCCACAGGCCCUCGACCGAGCUUAUUUGUUCCUGAGCUCGCCUUUGAUUUACUUGUGAAGCCCCAGAUAAAAAUGCUGGAAGCUCCCAGUCAGCGGUGUGUUGAGCUUGUCUACGAAGAACUCAUAAAAAUUUGUCAUACCUGCGGUUCACAAGAGCUCUUGCGAUUUCCCCGUCUUCAAGCGAAACUCAUCGAAGUAGUAUCUGAUCUACUCCGGGAGCGCCUGGGCCCCUGUUCCGCUUACGUGGAAUCGUUGAUAUCCAUCCAAAGAGCGUAUAUUAAUACCAAUCACCCGAACUUCCUCGGUGCGGCAGCUGCAAUGUCCUCUGUCAUUCAGAACAAACAGGAACAGGAAAGAAAAAUGGUUUUGGCUGAAGACCGAAAAAAGCGGGAAAGAAGACGUCAAAAGGAGCUGGGCGGUCUCAAUGGCGCCGCGCCGCUUUCUCCAGAAGACGAGGAGGACCAUCAGCCAGAGUCAAAGGCACAGAGUCUCCAUAGUAGAGGCCAACCCGCAAAGGGCACCAGAAGCAUGUCUCCACACAUUAGCAAAAGCCAAGAGAGUGCGAUUACAGCGACCUUGAAUGGAACGAAUCCCACUUCAAGUGCCAUGUUUGGGGCGACGAACACAACUCGGGACUCGUUUCUUAACUAUUUCUUUGGUAAGGAUGGGGUACAGAGCUCGACCCCGUUGCCCCAACCUUUAAACCAACAAAGACAACUCAAUCAUGUGAACGAACCAAGCAUCAGCCAAAGCAUCAGACGGACAGAAAUACGCUCACCAAUUGGUCCCUCUGAUGACUAUACGACUCCCUCCGAAUACGGUGGCGACAUACCUCAAAAUCAGUUGGAAAAUACGGAGCCUUCCCUGUCUGACCGUGAGCUCAUGGAAACAGAGUUGAUUCGUCGAUUGAUUUCGUCGUAUUUCAACAUUGUUCGGGAAACUAUUGCAGAUCAAGUUCCAAAAGCUAUUAUGCACCUCCUGGUCAACCACAGCAAGGAUGUUGUGCAGAAUAGACUCGUUAGUGAGCUCUAUAAGGAAGAUCUCUUUGGGGAGCUUCUCUAUGAGGACGACGGCAUCAAAGCGGAGAGAGAAAAAUGCGAAAGGCUUUUGGAUACCUACAAGGAAGCAGCGAGGAUUGUAGGUGAAGUGCUUUGA
Messenger RNA from Aspergillus clavatus NRRL 1, 2406 nucleotides. RefSeq names its product dynamin-related GTPase DNM1. Bases 1 to 2406 code for a protein of 801 amino acids. Gene Ontology annotation, molecular function: microtubule binding; GTPase activity; GTP binding. Gene Ontology annotation, cellular component: microtubule; membrane; peroxisome. The record is from RefSeq and is a predicted model, not a curated record. Gene Ontology annotation, biological process: mitochondrial fission; peroxisome fission. NCBI's taxonomy places the organism in Eukaryota, Fungi, Ascomycota, Eurotiomycetes, Eurotiales, Aspergillaceae. The transcript is spliced from 3 exons.